Molecule: messenger RNA, 1893 nt
Organism: Symbiodinium natans
Lineage: Eukaryota; Dinophyceae; Suessiales; Symbiodiniaceae
Source: the annotation of a GenBank genome assembly
AUGGGGCGUUUGGCGAGGGGUUCGAGGGGCCAUUUGAUGCUCCUGAUGCUCGUCAGCCCGGUGUUGGAGUGCAGGUGGAAGGUUCGGGAGCGUGCGGGUCGGUUGGGUCUGCAGGUCGUGAUGACUCUCGGAUCGCCUGUCUCAGAGAAGCUGAGUGCGGAGCACCAGGCUGGUGAAGAGCUAGAGUACAGUUUGUUGCCAGAUGCUGAGGUUCUGUGCACGCAUACGGUGCCGUUGGUUGAAGUAGAGCGGUACUAUGAUCUUUGGAAGGAGACUCUCGAAAAGGAGCUGCAUUCGAUGAUCGAUGACAAGCAGGCUCUCAGAGUGAUUUCGGAGGCAGAGCUGACCAAGUACCAAGAAGCCGGAACGCAUGCCAUGAUCAUCCCAAGUAAGCUGGUGUGUACCACAAAAAGCGGCGGUAGAUUCAAGGCCCGGUUGGUGGCUUGUGGCAACUACGUUGAUCUUAGUGGCAAGGACGGCGAAAGUCGGAGUGCAAGCGUGGAUCUGUAUGCCGGCGGAAUUGACGCAGCGGUACUGAGACAGGUGUUGGCACUCGCAGUCAAGAAGAGGUGGUCAGCCGGAUCCACUGACGUGUCUACAGCAUUUUUAAAUGCUGAGCUUCGCCAGAGCCCGCUCACCAAGCCGGCGCCUCUCUCUCAGCAAGUUCCGUCAGAAAUUGUUGUGCUCCGCCCACCCUCGCUGUUGGUCAAGCAUGGCUUGGUGCCUCCACGCAGCUUUACGCUUGUCUUGCGGGCUGUCUACGGCCUGGACCAAUCUCCGCGUGACUGGGGCAUACGCCGCGACAAGGAUCUGCGCACUGUUCGGUUGAUGCUUGGCAACCGUGAAUGUCGGUUGGUGAUGUCGGCUGUUGACAACAAUCUGUGGUUCUUGACUACUGGCUGCAAGUCGGACCCUGUGAUGGCUUGUUUGAUGGUGUACGUUGAUGAUCUUCUUGCUACGGGACCGUUGGCCGUUAUUCGGCCACUGCUUGCUGAGAUCUCCAAGCUUUGGCAAUGUGGCGCGGUAUCUUUUCUACCUGAGAACACGUCUGAGGCGCCCCUGGUGUUCUUUGGGUAUGAAAUCAGGCGAGUUGGUCGGAGCUUUCAUCUCAGCCAGCGAGACUACGUAACGGAGCUUGCUACAAUGUACAAGGCGAUGUCCAAGAAUGCAGCUGCAGUUAGGUCGCAGCGCUUCGUGAUCGAGGAAAUCGAGGGUUGCAAGGUAGACGUGCGGAUCCUUAACGACAAUCUCGCGGCUACCACGAUAUGCAAUGCUCAGUCCACCAAUUGGCGGACUCGCCAUCUGCGGAUUCGUGCAGCACAUUUGCGGCAGCAGAUCAGCGCUGGUGAAUGUUCAGUAUCUCACGUUGCAGGUGAAUGCAACACCGCAGAUUUAGGAACUAAGGCACUCCAGCCAUCGCGGUUCGAAAGGCUCCGGGCCAUGAUGGGAGUCUUGAGUUUCUCUGAGGUCACUGCUCGCGAACGCACCAGCUCUGCGGUUGUCUCGUCAGGUCCACCGGUAGAGGAAGCUCUCAGGGUCGUUGUCGCUGCACUUUGCGUGGCAUCAGCAAAGGGUCAACCGUUGAGUGAUGGUUCUGAUGACUUUGUCUUCUGGAGAGUUGUGUUGCUUUGGAGCGUGUUUGUGAUCGUUGCCUGGGAGAUGUUCAGGUGGGGCUGCCGAGUGUGUUACCGGAAACUCGCAAGCUGGGAUAUGCCUGAACCAGACCCAGAAGCCUCCGAAUCUGAAAGGGAGCAGGAGCCUGAUAAAGAGGAUCUCCUUGAAGAAGCUGACAGGCCCCAGCGUGACGCUGAGCCUCGUGAUGAAGAUCCUGGUGUAAUGCCCUUUCGGUACAUUGACGUUGUAGCGAUGUCAUCUGGCAGCACCAAAUGGUAA